Messenger RNA from Myxocyprinus asiaticus (Chinese sucker), 2862 nucleotides. RefSeq names its product voltage-dependent calcium channel gamma-4 subunit-like. Gene Ontology annotation, cellular component: AMPA glutamate receptor complex; postsynaptic density membrane. Gene Ontology annotation, molecular function: voltage-gated calcium channel activity; channel regulator activity. The record is from RefSeq and is a predicted model, not a curated record. Bases 779 to 2053 code for a protein of 424 amino acids. The transcript has 6 exons. Gene Ontology annotation, biological process: postsynaptic neurotransmitter receptor diffusion trapping; transmission of nerve impulse; neurotransmitter receptor transport, postsynaptic endosome to lysosome. NCBI's taxonomy places the organism in Eukaryota, Metazoa, Chordata, Actinopteri, Cypriniformes, Catostomidae.
GCACAUUGUGAAUGAUCUGUCCCAUGAGUUCGUGUUUGUGUGUAACGGCUUUCUGGGAGAAAGAUUCCAUUUAAACGCACAAUGGCGCGAAAAUUUCCUCUUGCCUGUUAGGAUUUGGUAUGCGACAAGUUGCUUACGACUCUCUCUCUCUCUCUCUCUCUCUCUCUCUCUCUCUCUCACACACACACACACACACACACACACACGGGGGUAAGGCAAGGGACGGUUAGAAUCAGUGAAUGUUUGAGGCGCGGGCGGGGGAGACGCAGUCGCGCGCACACGCAUUGGCUACACGCGCUCGAGUGACGUGUGCGCUAUCUAUCUUAAAAGAUAUUCACGUUUGUGACUUGUUUUCUAAUAUUUGACCUUUAAAAAGCAUAACUUCCCCGAGCCGCUCCACGUACCCGGUAUUUAUUUAAUUAGUAACUCGUUUAUAGUCCAUUUCUCCUUACAUGCAAUUAUCUCUCCUCGUUUUCUUAUUUGGGAGUGCGACGGUCUUCAAAUCGGAGACAAACUAAACUGGUUCUUUAUCUGUAAUGACCAUUACUGAAAGAAAGUAAGAUUAUUUACAUCAGAGUCCACAAGAAGCUUGCCCAGUGUGGUUGACCUGUGAAAGCAGUAGAGAUAGAGGGGGAGUAAACGAGUGCAGGAAGGAGAGGAGGAGUGUGUGAGGACAGUCGAUGGAUGCUGUCCGGAUUGAGGGGACAGCACAUUCUCAUCUGACGAGGAAAAGAAAGAUUUCAAAAUUGAGUCGAAGGACAGAAACUCGCCGUCAGGCAUGGUGUGUGAGAAGGGCAUACAGAUCCUUCUCACCAUCGUGGGUGCUUUUGCAUCCUUUGGCCUGAUGACGGUGGCUAUCGGCACUGAUUAUUGGCUCUACUCGCGGGCGCUCAUCUGCAAUAGUACCGCCAAUGCCACACAAGAAGAUCCCCAUAAUAAGGACAAGAAGGACCCCGGGGCCCUGACACACUCUGGCCUGUGGAGGAUCUGUUGUCUGGAGGGGGUGAAACGUGGUGUGUGCUCCCAGAUCAACCACUUCCCAGAGGACGCAGACUUUGAUCAUGAUGGAGCUGAAUACGUCCUGCGAGUCGUCCGUGCCUCCAACAUCUUUCCCAUUCUUAGUGCAAUCCUGCUGCUAAUGGGAGGGGUCUGUAUUGCAGCCAGUCGUUUCUACAAGAGCAAAAGGAACAUCGUGCUGGGGGCUGGCAUUUUGUUUGUAGCGGCAGGACUGAGUAACAUCAUUGGUGUGAUAGUGUACAUUUCUGCUGCCCUGGGUGACAUUUCUCCAAAGAAGGAUGAGGAUAAGAAAUGGCAAUACUCAUAUGGCUGGUCUUUCUACUUUGGUGGGCUGUCCUUCAUCCUGGCUGAGAUGGUGGGAGUGUUGGCUGUGAACAUCUACAUCGAGAAGAACAAGGAGCUUCGCUGUCGCUCUCGCACCGAUAUCUUUAAGAGCACAACUCACGCCAUGCUACGACUCCCAAGCUACCGCUUCCGUCGCAGAUCACGUUCCAGCUCUCGAUCCACUGACCCCUCACGCUCCCGAGACCCGUCCCCCGUGGGUGGCCCUCCAGGGGGUAAGAACUUCGGAAUGCCCCCCUCUGCUUUACUCUCCCAGGGGCCCAUCUCUGUGUCCACUCUACCCAACUCCCGCUCCGCUCUGCCAGGGGGUGAUAUUUCCCUUUACACCCUCUCCCGAGAUCCCAAACUGGGUGGUUUAGGAGGGCUGGGUGCCCCUCCACUGUACGGCACUGUGGACCGGGCCACACUAUACCAGCUGCACAACUGCUUCCCCAAGGAGGGUGGAGGGGGUGGAGGAGGAGGCAUGAUGAUGAGUGGGACACUCCCCUCGCUCAAAUCCCACAAUCCCUCAGCGGUCCAGAAUUCUUCCAACUCCAAUGCUCCGCUCAGCAACUCCGUCCCUUCCUCCCAGCCUCCCCCUUUUAAUUCCUCUACAGUGGAGAGGGAACGAGGGAUGGGAACGCUGGAUAGGUUAGGGAAAGGUGACCGAGAGAGUAACUCCAACACACUAAACAGGAAAACUACACCAGUGUAGUCAGAUAGGGUUGGAGGAGUUGAUUAAGUGCAAAAGCGUAGAAACAAGGCAAAUAACUCUCUCAAUAUUGACAAAUAUUUCACUUUAUGAAAAAUAAAGAAUAAAAGAAUGAUAAACAGCUCAUAAUAACAACAACACUUAUGAUGUUUUUUGUGCUGUUUUAUAACAUGUUUUAACUUAAUAAAACUGUGAUGUUGAUUAGUUUGCUUUGAUUUUAGAGAUGUGGAAUUCCAAAAUGGUGAAGUGUUGUUGUUAUUACGACUAAGUUUAGUUGUGCUUAACAUUUUGAAUGAUUUGAAUGAUUGAUUUACAAAGAUUUUGACUGUGAUUCCAAAACAUGUGAUACUGAGCACUGCAGAAACAUGAGCGUAUUCAAUAUGUGUGAGAAUGAGAUUAUUACAACUAACUUUGUGAGAAGCAUUUUAUUUAUUUUAAAGAAAGUUUUAUUUUCUACCCUUUGAUAACAUGCAAUUUAGUGUGUAAAAUCUGUAUAUCUGUCUUCCAGCUCAGCAAACAGAUCAGCAACAUAAUUGAUGGACUGAACCAACAAAGUGUUAAAAUGAAAAAGAUUUUUAUAUAAACUUACCAUCAUAUUAUUUUUGUUAUAAUCAUUGUUAGCAGUAGAAGUAGCACUUGUCAAAUUGAAAAUCUUUGUUUUGGGGCAUUAAUAUGAUCCCUCACUUGGACAAAGAGGGAGAGACAAUAUGUUUGCAUUCAACAGGUGGUAAAUGUUGUUCAGAAUAGACUGUACUUUUCAAAAGGGCAGGGAAAAUAAAAUGCGAUUUGAAUAACAGAAUUGUAAAAUUAAA